GUGGCCUGCAGCUUCCGGCCUCGACCCGCGCGCGCUCGGCGGUUGUUUCGCCGCCGACCGGGACUACGCGGGGAUCUCGAGCGGUGUCCCCGCGGCCUGGGAGCUGGCGGCUGCCAGGAGGAGACGGUUGGAGGCGACCGGAAGGGACCGUAGGGCCGUGGGCGCGACGUUGUGGCGGCGUCACCAUGCGGGGCAGCGCAGAUACCAGUGCUGCGCAUCACGGACAUCAGAAGGGCAAGAGGCCAAGGACUCUGGGAAACAAAAAGACCGAACGAUUUGAGGAGAUGGAAACUACACCCCUAGGACUGAACAGCAACUAUAGUGAGACAGCCAGCAACAUUUCUUCUGGCUCGCAGAAGAGCAGAGUGAAUGGAAGAGCAGAGUCCAGAAGCAAGCGGACCAUUCGCCGGCCUGCUUACUGGCUGGAAAUGAGGGGCAUAAAAAACAACGUGAACAAACCUUCAGAAAAAAAAGCAGAAGUGCUUUUGAAAGGCAAGAGGAAAUCUGAGCAUGGGGAAGGUGAAGAUCUUAAAGACCCUCCCAAGAAGAAGCAGAAGAUUUCUGGAAAAAAGCGUCAAGCUGGGGCACAACAAAUCUCCAAAACAAAAAGCCGCUAUGUUCGGAAGGAACCUGAAACCUAUGGCACAGGUAGUAUAGAAGAGCAGUGGUCCUUAGAAAUUCAGGACAAAGGUCGAGUUACUUGUCCUACGUGCCGGGCUGUGGUGAGAAAGACUGUAGAAGGACUGAAGAAACAUAUGGCAAAUUGCAGACAGGAAACGUUCACAUGUCAUCACUGUGGGAAACAGCUGAAGUCUUUAGGAGGAAUGAAAUACCAUGUCAUGGCAGACCACAACAGUCAGCCAGUUGUGAAGGAGGGAGGAGAACUGGAUGAGCAGCUUGAGCGAGACCGCCUUCGGAAAGUUUUGAAGCGUAUGGGAAAACUGAAGUGUACAAGAGAGGGCUGCACAGGCAGCUUCACUAGCAUAAUGGGAUACCUGUAUCACAUUAAAAAAUGUGGGAAGACUGCUUCUGAGCUGGAGAAAAUGGCAAUGAAGUGCCAUCACUGUGGAAAAGCAUACAGAUCAAAGGCAGGACUCGUCUACCAUCUCCGAGCUAAGCAUGGGCCGGUCACCUUCCUCCAUGAAGAGAGAAGAACAGAGAGCCUGAAGGAUGCAAAACGGGAGCAAAGUAGUACAGGAAGAGUUCAGAGGAGAUCUGCAAAGGUGGCAAUCUACUAUCUUCAUGAGCUAGCUGGAGAAGAGCUGGCCAAGGAGUGGCCCAAGAGAAGAGUGCUGCAGGAUUUGAUUCCAGAUGAUAGGAAGCUGAAGUAUACCCGUCCUGGACUGCCCACGUUUAGUCAAGAUGUGCUGUGCAAAUGGAAAACAGAGAUAAAGAUGUACCGAAGAGUCCACUGUCCAAAUCAGGGUUGUGAAUCUGCAUAUGGCACUGUCUCAGGACUCAAAUCUCACCUUGGCACAUGUACCUUGGGAGAUUUUGUGGCUGGCAAAUACAAGUGUCUCCUGUGUGAGAAAGAAUUCAUUUCAGAGAGUGGAGUCAAGUAUCACAUCAACUCUGCACACGCUGAGGACUGGUUUGAUAUGAACACAAGUACCACCAAAAGCUUUGAGAAACUAAUGAAAAUCCGCCAAAGAGAAGAGCAGAGGAAGCAACGGAAGAAACAUCCUUUGACCCAAGGCAAAAAGAAGAGGACUGGGUCCUUGGCUACUAAGAAGCUCCCCGGUCCUGGAGCUGAGAAAAUGAGGAGAAGUAAGAGAGGCCGUCCAAAGCGAGUGGGCAAUGAGAACGAGAGAAGUGAGGAAAUGGAACCUCAAGUUGCACAGAGAGCCAAAUUUCCAAAAUCCAGCCGCAAGCGAGGCCGGAAAUAAACCCUAGGAGAAGGGAAGAAGUAAUCCUAAAGCUUUUCAGUUACAAGCUCCAUUUCUGUCAGUUUCAUAACCCACAGCCUCAUAACCCACAGCAUUAACACAAGCAACUGAAUGCCUUUGGGACUGUGACUUCAUUCCACUCUGUGAUACGUGUUUUGGAACUGUUGCAUCUGGUCAGUUAUGAGGAACUGUGAACCAAAGCUGUGGUACAGAGACAGUCUGUCCCAGUUUAGGAGAGACAAGGGGAUUAGCAGUGUACCCACUGUGGUUUUUGCUUUGGUUACAGUCUCAUUUUGAGUCACAUGAGUUGCUUGUUUAGGACUUCCAGCACAAUAGCUCUUGUUUUGUCAUCUUCCUCUGAUGAUGGGUGAGAUCAGGGUUCUUUUUAAGCAGUUUUCCCUGUAAGGAGCUGACUAGCACAGCGGUUAGAUCACUUUAAGGAGGAAAUGCUUUCCUGCACAGUAUGCACAUAAACUAAGCAGUGCUGUGCAGAAUACAAAGGCUUUAGCUUGCCAUUCAGCUGUCCUAUCUGUUGUCAGCAAGGCUACCACGGAAGAGCAAAUACCUUCCUGCUCUAGUCUUGCACAAGGCAAUGUCUGUAAUAUAUACGCUGAUGUCUAGACUCAGCACCAGACAGUAGCAUGUGAGUUUUGGGCUGCUUGGAAGUGAUGGGACUUCAGCGUCUCCCAUAUCAGGAACCUGAUAUUCCCCUGGCAUGGAUUCUUUAACAACUGGGCAUUGAAUGUAUGAAGAAGGUCUUCCCAUCCUGGGAAGAAUAAAUAUUCUGUGGCUUUUUGGAGACCCUCAGUGACAACGUAAUGAAGAUGGCCCGUGUAGGCCCUCUGAAGACAGCUUGUUUCAGACUCAACUGGGAAACAAACUUGCUUCAAGGUGGUACAUAUCUACAAUUGCAAUGUUGGUAAUGCUGCAGCCUAGUCCCCAUUGAGCUGCCUUGCCCCACUACGAUGUUCUUUGCCAUGCUCACACUUCCAUAGUGUCCUUUUCUCUGCGAGUACUGUAGAUGCCUUCUUUGUUAUAUUACCAAUUUCUUUUCAAUACUGCUUCCAUUACGUGGAUGAGAUAUUUUAGCAGUGGCUUCCCUACAUGGGAAAGAACAAAAGGGGGUUCAUUUUUAUUUUCUUUUUUAAAGUCACAUGUUGGUAUGAAUUCAGGGUCAUAGGGAAUAUCUUCUUGUGCUCCAGAAAUGCACCAGGUAUCACAGAAACAAGCAGGAAGCAGCAGCAUGGGCAGUGCUAUUCUGUCUGUCAAGAGAAUAUGUUCUCCAUAAUCCCUGUUAUCCAAAGACCCAGUAUCCCAGGAAGUUGCAAAUUUUGACCUUUUUCUUGCAGGUUUGCCAGCAGGAGAAUAGGCAGGUGGCUCCAUGGUGUUUCCCUGUGAAUUUUCCCUGGCUAACAAAACAGGUAGCUGGUGCUGAAGUUCACAGGGAAGCCGUUGCAGUGCCUGGUGAACAGGCAGAUUUCUGUGUGUGUGUGUGUGUGUGUCUACCAGAAGCACAUUGGCCCUGAUAGUGGGAAGCAGUGUGUGGCCAGGGUGUUUUUGAGAGCUGCCUCUUCCACGCAUUAAGCAAAGCAGUCAGUAAGUAGUGAGAGAGCACACAGUGCUCCGUUGUGACUGACGUAGCGGUUACACUGCUUUUUUUAAACCAGUUGUCAGUCUGGUUGCAGUACUGCACCAGAAGUAUAAAUAUGUGGACUUCUGUGCAGGGUGUACAAGGCUUUUGCAGCCAGAGGGGCAAAAUAAAAACAUCACCAGUGUGGGAAUGUGGUUUCUUGUCCGUGUGGUGUUCUUGGCACCAUCCCUACCUGCACAACACACCCCAGCCUGCUCACUUGGUUGUCAUGCAUGCUUACUGACGCUGUUCAUUUCUCCACCCUGUUCCUCCUCAGUGCUGCCCUCUGCACAACUGUGCUUUGACCACACGUUACCCAUCAGUAAGGUAGUAAACAAGAUAAGGCCAUGCAUUAAAGGAGGCUUUCCUUAGUGGGUUUUGGUCUAUAGUCCUGUUUGCUGUCACUUAUAAGCUGUAUAUCAGCCCUGCUUCCUAGAGAUGGGUACUUCUUGCGACCAUCUGGAUUUUGUAGUUACACCAAGAAUGCAUUCCCUCACAUUACAUGGUGUGUGGGGAAGAAAAAAAUCAUCAUCCAAGAGUCCGUCCACGAGCUGUUCAUUCUCAGCUCUGUCCGUGUUAGGGCAGCUCAUCUGCUGCCUUGACUCAAGCUGGCGAGAGUUGGUGGCACUGUUUCUGAGGAGUGCAAUCCGUUUAGGAGCACCUGCUUCCUCCUGGGGGUGAACUAAGGCAGGCUACCCAGCAUGCAUGCAGCGUACUGCUCGGAGGCGUGGGGCAAUCUAGCCUCAAGGAAGGGACUGAAAGUAGGGAAUUCACAUCUGUCAUGUGGGCUUAGGGUUAAUAACGUAUACAAAUUGCACUACAGCCUGCCAUGCUAAGAUGUGCUGUUUAAGGACCCAUGAGCGUACUGUUCACUCCUCUGUUAACGGUUCAGUUAGCCCAGCUCUCUGCAAAUCCAGGUGGAAAACCCCACCCUGGUACAUUUGCCCUCGCUGUUACAAAUUGUGUUUGAGCAUAUUUAGGAAGAGACCUGUUUGGAUGUGGACAAAGUGACAGAAGAGACCGGCGAGUCACCGAGUAGUUGUUCCUGUGAUUCAUUCCUCUCAAAGCGAUGUGCCUUACUUCUCAUUGGGAUGGGUUUCAGCUUCUGCAUCUCACGUUGCUCGAUCCUCGUAGGUCAGAUAGCCUUUACAGUAUUGGAAGUUUCUUCCUGCGUAUUUUUGGGCAUAAAGAACUCCGUGUAAUUUUCUAUACGAGCUAAAGAGAUUUUCUAGUCUCAGUCAAAAUAGUUUUCUCUUUUUUUUUGUUGCUCUUUGCUGAGGUUUUAUGUAUUUAGCAGUGUAGAGACAGGAAACAGAAACCAAACGAAGUAUUCUGUAAUAGCCUUUGUAAUGUAGAAUGCAAUGAUAAUAUUGCUCUGUUCUUAGCUAUCUUUUUUUUUCAGCCCCACAGCUGUUUCAUUACGCUGUUUACGUUCGGUUUGCAAUCUAUUAAAUACAGCGUUCAGUUCUUCUGGGAUUUGGUUGGAGGGCCUGUUCCCUUUGUUUCUAGGAGUACAAGUUUGCAAGGUUUCAAUCCAGGCAGCACACGAUCAGCUUAUCUGAGCUCUGUACAACACUGCAGUACGUCUCGCCGCGUAGCAGAGGCCGUAAUUCAGCGUGGUUUUGGUUGAGCCGCUCGUUGAGACAACUUUAUUGUAUAAUUUCUCUCCUAAUUGCUCCCCUUUUCCAUCAGCUUUUUUUACCCUGCAGAAUCGCGUUGUAAUUGUUUUAUAUUUUCAUUAGUGUUGUUGUUAAAAAAUAUAUCAGAUAGCUGCAGACUCUGGCAAUCUCUGGAACAAAUCCUUAUUUACAAGUGUUUAGUAACAAGCAUUUAAUAUACUCCAUGGGUACUUGUAUAGCACAUGGGGCCAAGAACAACGCCUUACAGAAACUGACCGUGUCAAUAGCUACUUUUACCAACCCAGACUUGUAAUUUAAUUAAAAAACGUUUGCAGAAAACUGUUCUCCGUGAAA
Molecule: messenger RNA, 5489 nt
Organism: Numida meleagris (helmeted guineafowl)
Lineage: Eukaryota; Metazoa; Chordata; Aves; Galliformes; Numididae
Gene: ZNF512
Product: zinc finger protein 512
Exons: 14
Coding region: 186-1886 (566 amino acids)
Molecular function (GO): zinc ion binding
Source: RefSeq, a predicted model, not a curated record